Molecule: messenger RNA, 719 nt
Organism: Melospiza georgiana
Lineage: Eukaryota; Metazoa; Chordata; Aves; Passeriformes; Passerellidae
Gene: HOXA7
Product: homeobox A7
Exons: 2
Coding region: 1-660 (219 amino acids)
Biological process (GO): anterior/posterior pattern specification; regulation of transcription by RNA polymerase II
Cellular component (GO): nucleus
Molecular function (GO): DNA-binding transcription factor activity, RNA polymerase II-specific; RNA polymerase II cis-regulatory region sequence-specific DNA binding
Source: RefSeq, a predicted model, not a curated record
AUGAGCUCUUCGUAUUAUGUGAAUGCGCUUUUUAGCAAAUAUACGGCGGGGGCUUCUCUUUUCCAAAAUGCGGAGCCUACUUCUUGCUCCUUUGCAAGCAACUCCCAGAGAAGCGGCUAUGGACCAGGCGCGGGUGCCUUCGCCUCCUCCAUGCCCGGCUUGUACAAUGUGAACAGUACCAUAUAUCAAAGCCCGUUCUCUUCCGGAUACAGCCUGGGCUCUGAUGCCUACAACCUGCAUUGUUCCUCUUUUGAUCAGAACAUUCCCGUCCUCUGCAAUGAGCUAACCAAACCCAGCUGUGAGAAAGCGGAGGAAAGCAACCUGCACAACCAGGCUGAGCCUAAUUUCCGGAUAUACCCCUGGAUGAGGUCUUCAGGUCCAGAUAGGAAGCGAGGGCGCCAGACCUACACCCGCUACCAGACCCUGGAGCUGGAGAAGGAAUUCCACUUCAAUCGUUAUCUGACUCGGCGGCGGAGGAUAGAGAUCGCCCAUGCCCUCUGCCUGACGGAGAGGCAGAUCAAAAUCUGGUUCCAAAACCGGAGGAUGAAGUGGAAGAAGGAGCACAAGGAGGAGAGCUCCAGCACCCCGGCUCCCAACGAGCCCACGUCAGCAGCAGCCUCUGUCGAGAAAGUGGAAGAAGACGAAGAGGAGGAGGACUAAGGAGUCCCACUCGAGGAAGUGAUCUCUUAGAAUAGUGUGUGCACAUGACAGUUGGAAAA